This is a messenger RNA of Rubroshorea leprosula, 1105 nucleotides long. The record is from the annotation of a GenBank genome assembly. NCBI's taxonomy places the organism in Eukaryota, Viridiplantae, Streptophyta, Magnoliopsida, Malvales, Dipterocarpaceae.
GCCUUCCUCUUCCACCUCCAUCCUUUUCUUCCUUUUUUCUCCAACCAAGGUUAAGGUGCUUUUGUUAGAUCAGUAGAUCGAGGUAGCAGUCUCUCGGUUUAGGAGCUUUUGGCACGGGACUCACAUGCUCGUUAUAUGUACAAGCUAGGGUCUCGUGUUUUCGAUAAGGAGGCAGAUCGAUGUGUUACCAAAACCAUGACUCAGUUUUUGUAUUUUUGAAAAGCUUUGAAGAAGAAUUUGCCUCGUAUAAUUUUUUGUGUAAAUUACCUUUAUGUUUAAGGGUUUUAGGACUCAAGUUUAUAGUUUAAACUUAUUACUUACUAGAUUGUUAGCUCAUAAAAUCCCAUCCAUUUCAUAUUAGUAGAUCGAGAAAUCAACAAACGAUUGUGUGGAAAAAAAAAGAUGGCAAGUUUAAUUCUGUUCAGAAUCCCCAACCUUCCGAAACUUGCUGCGAUCUCUAGGAACCCUAGGGUUGUUUUGACUGCCCCACCAAGAUUGAUUCAGGCAAGUUAUUCUCACCAAAAGGCUUCAGAAGCAUGUGAAAACGCAAAAGAUGCAGCUAAACAAGGAGCUGGUGAAGCAAUGAAGGUUGGUCAAGACAUUAAAGAAAAGACUGCCUCAACUGCUUCCCAAAUGAGCAUGAAGACGAAAGAUAUGGCCGGGAAGGCGUCAGAUACGGCACAGGAAAUGACAUCCAAAGCAAAGCAGACAAUGCAGGAUGCUUGGGAUUCUGCUAAGGAAAGUGCUCAAAAGGCCAAAGAUACUGUCAUGGGAAAAGCAGAGGACUCGAAGGAGGCCAUCAAACAAAAUGCUGAUCAAGUCAAGCGAAGCAUGAACUCUAAAAACUGACCUUUCUUUAUCUCUUUCAUCAAUAAUGCCAGAUGCAUGUGCACAUCAUCAUCAUCAUCAUCGUCGUCAUCAUCGUUAUUAUUAUUAUUGUUGGCCACAAGUGCACAAAUAUUAUUUCUUGUUUUCGAGAAAAUGAAUGAAAUCUACCUGAAAUUUUUUAUUUUUUGGCCAACAAUCUACUUAGAAAUUAAACACUACUAUUAUUUGUUGUUUUUGAGAAAAUGUAAGACCUUUUGCCUGUCAAUUCUAAAAGUAC